AUGUCUCGGUUGAAACAACUUGUCAAAUAUGCAGGUCGUAAUCUAGCAUUUGGACAGAAUGCAUCCCAAAGUUCUGGAAACAGCGAUAGCAACUCGGCAUCAAGUGCAGUUGAUGGUGUAUUUAAGACAGACAGGUGGGACCGCUGCACUUCCACCGGGGUCUCUAAUACUCCGUGGUGGACUUUAAACAUUGGCAAGAUGAAAAAGAUUGACUACGUUGACAUCCUUGAAUUAUACAAGGUUUAUAUUCGUGCCUACCAAUUCUGGGCUUCCAACGAUUCGUCAGAUUGGGAAAUGGUACAUGAUGAUAAGGGAAUCAAUCCCCCAGUCACGGAAUUCAGGACCAAUUGCCUUGACUACGACUGCGGGUUUGACUGUGCUACACCGUGUCAGUGUCAAAAUAUGACACAAGUGACACUAUCAGACAGAAUGUCAGGUAUCUGCCCAUUUGGAUGCCUUGGAAGAUGGACAGGUGCAAAUGGCACGUGUAACAAUGAAUGCAAUUCAACUCAAUGGGGAGAUCAGUGCGAGAAGACUUGUGGCUUUUGUUCGAACCAGGACUCAUGUGACGUUAUAUCUGGUGACUGUCCUAGUGGUUGUAUGCCUGGUUAUAAGAGCCCUAAAUGUAUCAGAGGGUCUGUAUGUAGAAAGACAGAUGGCUACUGCACGGGUGGUUGCGUGCCGGGAUUCUUUGGCAAUAUAUGUGAUAAAGAAUGUAAUGAUGAUACAUACGGACCAGGCUGUUUAUUGAAUUGCAGCCAGAACUGCAAGACAGGAUAUGUCUGUAAUAGGACAAAUGGUUAUUGCACAGAUGGUUGCGUUCCGGGAUACACCGGUGAAAUAUGUGAUAAUGCAUGUUCGGAAGGGUUUUAUGGAGAAAACUGCCAAUCACAGUGUAGUUCUAACUGUGAUGGAGGAUUUACGAAUUGCAACAAAGUUAAUGGUUCUUGCAUCUUAGGCUGCUCUGCUGGAUGGACGGGAAACAUGUGUAACGAAACAUGUAAAGAGGGGCUUUACGGGAACAAUUGCCAGAUACAAUGCAGCUCACACUGUUAUGGAGGACUUGCGAACUGUAACAAAGUGAACGGUUCUUGCGUCUUCGGUUGCAGCGCCGGCUGGACGGGAACCAGGUGUGAUGAAGAUUGUUCGGAAGGGUAUCAUGGUGAAAACUGUCAACAUGAAUGCAGCGGUAAUUGUAAGGGAGGAGUCGGUAAUUGCGACAAGGAGACUGGUACCUGUUUGUACGGAUGCGUUGCGGGAUGGAUAGGGAACUCGUGUGACAAGAUAUGCCUAAGUGGUCAAUGGGGCUUGAAUUGCACUAACACUUGUGACAACUGCCUCUUAAAAACGUGCCAACAUACAGACGGAGUUUGUUACAAAGGAUGCAUUGCUGGGUAUAAACAAACAGCGCUGUGUGAUGAAAAAUGUGACAAUGGAACAUAUGGUAUGAACUGCGCUAGUGUUUGUAGUGACAACUGCCAAGAUGUUUGUAAUAAAAGUAAUGGUAACUGCAAACUGUGCAAAGCAGGUUGGAACGGACGUUCUUGUGAAACCGAAUGUCAAAAUGGGACAUACGGGGAAAAUUGCAAAAUAAAAUGCGGAAAAUGUAAUAAUGACACAUGUGACAGAUUCAACGGAACAUGUGAGGGGGAUUGUCAGCCAGGGUUUCAACCCCGUGGUCUUUGUAAUGAAGAAUGCGAAAUUGGACGGUAUGGUGUUAACUGUUUAGAUGAAUGUAGUCCGCAUUGUAUCAAUACCACGUUGUGUAGUACAACAGACGGUCACUGCGGGACAUGUGAGCCAGGUUGGAAGGGUAGUGCAUGUAAAAAUGAAUGUGAAGUUGGAAGGUUUGGAGAAAAGUGCUUGGGAGUUUGCAGUCAAAACUGCGAAAACGUAUGUAGUAAGAUAAAUGGGCAAUGCCAACAGUGUAAACCUGGGUGGACAGGGCUUUCAUGUGAACUAGUGUGUCCAGACGGUCAGUAUGGUGUAAACUGUUCACAUAUUUGUAGUCCUUACUGUUCGAAUGAAACUUCUUGUCGUAAAGUAGAUGGACAUUGCGAGGAGUGUAAACCUGGCUGGCAAAGAACCCGUUGUGACGAAGAAUGUGAGUUUGGCUGGUACGGAGUUAACUGCAGAGGACAGUGUAGGCAACACUGUGGGAACAUGAUCUUAUGUAGUAAAUUUGACAGACAGUGUACUGACUGUAUGCCAGGUUGGAUUGGAAUCCACUGCGAUCAGGUUUCGGUGGCGGUCUCUCAAAAAUCUCAGUCACAAGUGGGCGGAAUUGUAGGCGGUGUCUUAGGCGUUGUGCAGUCGUGA
Mercenaria mercenaria is the source of this 2319-nucleotide messenger RNA. RefSeq names its product multiple epidermal growth factor-like domains protein 10. Gene Ontology annotation, molecular function: scavenger receptor activity. The record is from RefSeq and is a predicted model, not a curated record. The transcript is spliced from 17 exons. Bases 1 to 2319 code for a protein of 772 amino acids. Lineage: Eukaryota; Metazoa; Mollusca; Bivalvia; Venerida; Veneridae.